This is a messenger RNA of Anastrepha obliqua, 1167 nucleotides long. It is a transcript of the gene PCNA, whose product is annotated as proliferating cell nuclear antigen. NCBI's taxonomy places the organism in Eukaryota, Metazoa, Arthropoda, Insecta, Diptera, Tephritidae. The coding region runs from base 161 to 943 and encodes 260 amino acids. Gene Ontology annotation, biological process: regulation of DNA replication; mismatch repair; translesion synthesis. The transcript is spliced from 2 exons. Gene Ontology annotation, molecular function: DNA binding; DNA polymerase processivity factor activity. The record is from RefSeq and is a predicted model, not a curated record. Gene Ontology annotation, cellular component: PCNA complex.
ACAAGCGUUUUGCCUUUCCUUGAGCGGAAUUGAGUUUUGCACGAAUAAUCAUUUGAAGAACUUCAUCGUGUCUUGUAGUUGUGAAAUCUACGCUUUAAUUUCAGCAAAAAUUUAUUGCUUUGUUUUCUGUUUUAAAGUCCAAUAACAAAUACUCGUCAAAAUGUUUGAAGCUCGUUUGAACAAUGCGACUAUACUCAAAAAAAUCUUGGACGCCAUCAAAGAUUUGCUCAAUGAAGGCACCUUCGACUGCAGUGAUUCUGGUAUACAGUUGCAAGCUAUGGACAAUUCACACGUCUCUCUUGUUUCAUUGACGCUACGUUCGGAUGGCUUUGAUAAGUUCCGCUGUGAUCGCAACCUUUCGAUGGGCAUGAAUUUGGGCAGCAUGGCAAAAAUUUUGAAGUGCGCUAACAACGAUGAUACUGUAACAAUCAAAGCGCAGGACAAUGCCGAUACUGUAACAUUUAUGUUCGAGUCACAGAAUCAAGAAAAGGUGUCUGACUACGAAAUGAAAUUGAUGAAUUUAGAUCAGGAGCAUUUGGGUAUACCGGAAACUGACUAUUCUUGUGUUGUACGCAUGCCAGCAAUGGAAUUUGCCCGAAUUUGUCGUGACUUGGCGCAAUUUAGUGAAUCUGUAGUGAUUUGCUGCACUAAGGAAGGUGUAAAAUUCUCGGCGUCGGGUGAUGUUGGCUCAGCCAAUGUGAAAUUGGCGCAAACUUCAAGUGUCGAUAAAGAAGAUGAAGCAAUCGUGAUCGAAAUGCAAGAGCCAGUCGUAUUAACAUUUGCUUGUCGUUACUUGAAUGCAUUUACAAAGGCGACGCCACUCUCAAAUCAGGUGCAGCUGUCGAUGUCGGCCGAUGUGCCACUAGUGGUUGAAUAUCGUAUAGCUGAGUUAGGACAUAUACGCUACUAUUUGGCGCCGAAGAUCGAAGAUGACGAGAAUUAAGCAUAGAUUGCAAACCUUUGCACUGAAUUGGUAUAUCUCACUUUUGUAUUUCGUAUAAGCAACUAUUAAAUAUUAACUAAUUUUAAGGAUUAAAGUAUGUAAUAAUACCGUCUGUAUUGCUUACAUUUCAGAAACGAUAUAUACAAACAUAACACAUUUGCAUUUACCAUGUAAGGCAAUUGCUGCAAAUUUGCUAAAUAAAUUUAGAAUACAAUUGAGUACAA